This is a messenger RNA of Rhopalosiphum maidis (corn leaf aphid), 375 nucleotides long. Its product is annotated as inhibitor of growth protein 5-like. The coding region runs from base 1 to 339 and encodes 112 amino acids. Gene Ontology annotation, cellular component: nucleus. The transcript is spliced from 2 exons. Gene Ontology annotation, biological process: regulation of DNA-templated transcription. The record is from RefSeq and is a predicted model, not a curated record. Lineage: Eukaryota; Metazoa; Arthropoda; Insecta; Hemiptera; Aphididae.
AUGAAUAUUACAGCAACUAGCAAAACACCUUUAGUCGGUGUUAUUCAUCCAACAAAUGCUACCAAUAGUGUAGCCAAUGAUAAAGUAGAGACUGGUCCCCUGAAUGGUGCAUUAGACAAUGCUGGGGUUGCACAUUCGCCUGAAGAAUUAGACAUGCCUGUCGAUUCAAAUGAACAAACAUACUGUUUAUGCAAACAAGUUUCUUAUGGUAAAAUGAUAGCCUGCGAUAACUCAUGUUGCCCAAUUAAACGGUUCCAUUUUGGAUGUGUUAACGUAACUACCAAGCCCAAAGGAAAAUGGUUCUGUCCGAAAUGUAAAACAAACAAAAUGAAAAAAUAACUCAUUUUAAAAAUGGAUAAGUUUUUAAUUUUAUAC